CGAGGCCGCGAUGCCCUCAUCUCUACUUUUUGAAUUUCAUGUGACCUGUUUGUAUUAUUUUUCUAAAAAUUAAACAUGUAAUAAAUAUGUGCCCCCAGAAAAGAAUCAAAAAAAGGAAGAAUUUAAAGGGGAAGGGGAUAGUCCUUCCAGGAUGGAAGAGUUCACUGGACAAAGGCUUAGGAGUGUGACCCACCACAGAGCCCUGCACUGGGAGUCUGGCUGUUGGACUUAAGCCCCUGCCCUGCAUCUUUCUUACUGGGUAUUCAUGUCUCUGAGCCCCACUGCUUCAAUUAAAACAGACAGGGAUGGUUAUUUCUGCCUCCGAGGGACUCGGGAGCAUAACAUUCAGUCAUGAAGAUGAAAGUGCAUAUCACAGGGCCUGCCUGACUGGUUCUCCCUAACUUUGCACCCUUAGCCAAUUGUCCGCUGUGCCGAAUGUAAGGCUCCUUAUCAGAAAGCUUCCAGUGAGGAACUGGUCUUCUGGAGACUGUGCGUGGCAUAGAGUGAUUCAACCACCUUCUUAAGAAGACCUCUGGCUUUCCUGGAACACAGAUGUUGAGACAUCUCCCAUGGGUUUGUGAUCAGCGUUGCAGCUCUCCCAGCAGCCCUGGACGGUGGCCCCCAGCCGCCGGCAUGUGGCUGCCACGCUUCUCCAGCAAGACAGUGACGGUGCUCCUCCUGGCACAGACCACCUGCCUCCUGCUCUUCGUCGUCUCCCGGCCAGGGCCCUCAUCCCCAGCCGGCCGCGAGGAGCGUGUGCAUGUGCUGGUGCUAUCCUCGUGGCGCUCGGGCUCGUCCUUCGUGGGCCAGCUCUUCAGCCAGCACCCCGACGUCUUCUACCUGAUGGAGCCCGCGUGGCAUGUGUGGACCACCCUGUCGGGGGGCAGCGCCGCAACGCUGCACAUGGCCGUGCGCGACCUGAUGCGCUCCAUCUUUUUGUGCGACAUGGACGUGUUUGAUGCCUACAUGCCACAGAGCCGAAACCUGUCCGCCUUUUUCAAGUGGGAAACGAGCCGCGCGCUAUGCUCGCCGCCCGCCUGCAGCGCCUUUCCCCGAGGCACCAUCAGCAAGGAGAACGUAUGCAGGACACUGUGCCCGCGGCAGCCCUUCAGCCUGGCCCAGGAGGCCUGCCGCUCCUACAGCCAUGUGGUGGUCAAGGAGGUGCGCUUCUUCAACCUGCAGGUGCUCUACCCGCUGCUCAGCGACCCCGCGCUCAACCUGCGCAUCGUGCACCUGGUGCGCGACCCGCGGGCCGUGCUGCGCUCCCGGGAGGCAGCGGGCCCGCUACUGGCACGCGACAACGGCAUCGUGCUGGGCACCAACGGCAAGUGGGUGGAGGCCGACCCUCACCUGCGCCUGAUUCGCGAGGUGUGCCGCAGCCACGUGCGUAUCGCCGAGGCCGUCACUUUCAAGCCGCCACCCUUCCUGCGCGGCCGCUACCGCCUGGUACGCUUCGAGGACCUGGCGCGGAAGCCGCUGGCAGAGAUCCGCGCACUCUACGCCUUCACCGGCCUGACCCUCACGCCACAGGUCGAGGCCUGGAUCCACAACAUCACCCACGGGUCGGGGAUUGGCAAGCCAGGCGAGGCCUUCCAGACUUCGUCUAGGAAUGCGCGCAACGUCUCCCAGGCCUGGCGCCACGAGUUGCCCCUCACUAAGAUCCUGCGCGUGCAGGAGGUGUGCGCCGGCGCGCUGCAGCUGCUGGGCUAUCGGCCUGUGUACUCUGCGGACCAGCAGCGUGACCUCACCCUGGAUCUGGUGCUGCCGCGAGGCCCAGACCACUUCAGCUGGACAUCGCCUGACUGAGAACUCUGGGCCUUAGAGCAGGCCCCGAAUUGUGGUUGCCAGGCCCAGGAGGCGACUGCAUGGUGGAGAGGGAGCUGGGGCGCAUGGGGAAGCAGGUCCCUACUAUUAACUGGGAGUUUGGGGUCCUCCCCUGAAGUAGGCAAGGACUGCACGUUUCUUUCUCUCCUGAUUCUCGGUUUUCCUUUGAGUCCUCUGGAGCCGCCUUCUCAUCUGGUGCACUCUUCAUGGAAAGCAAGUCUUGCCCCUACCUCUUCUGGGCACAGGGAGUAAGUUCUGCUAAAUUAAAUUAAAUGUGUGCCAGGCCUGGCGUGGUGGCUCAUGCCUGUA
Messenger RNA from Nomascus leucogenys (northern white-cheeked gibbon), 2133 nucleotides. Its product is annotated as carbohydrate sulfotransferase 5. NCBI's taxonomy places the organism in Eukaryota, Metazoa, Chordata, Mammalia, Primates, Hylobatidae. Gene Ontology annotation, cellular component: Golgi membrane. Gene Ontology annotation, molecular function: N-acetylglucosamine 6-O-sulfotransferase activity. Gene Ontology annotation, biological process: N-acetylglucosamine metabolic process; keratan sulfate proteoglycan biosynthetic process; carbohydrate metabolic process. Bases 553 to 1806 code for a protein of 417 amino acids. The transcript has 3 exons. The record is from RefSeq and is a predicted model, not a curated record.